AUGCUUCAGGAACAGUCUGCGUCGAUGAGCGCGGUGAUGAAUAACACGCCCACAACGGUCGCGGCCUUGGCUGCGGUCGCUGCAGCCUCUGAGACAAACGGGAAGCUAGAGUCGGAGGAACUGCCAAAGAUUAUAAUUCCCAAACCUAAGAGUAGUUCCCAACUAGAGCAGCUGCUGUAUCGGUACAGGGCCAUUCAGAACCACCCCAAAGAGAACAGGUUGGAAAUGGCGGCCAUAGAGGACACAUUAAGAGUUAUAUCACGUGACCAAGAUAUUUACGAGACUAAACUAGACACUUUGAGGAAGAGCAUCGAUGAAGGAUUUAACUACAAAGAAGGUCUACUUCAGAAGCAUUUGGUUGCAUUACAAUUACUGGAGAAAGAUACAGACAUCCCCGACUAUUUGUUAGACUUAUCAGAUAUUGAUAGUGAUGAAACUGCAGUAGAAGAGGCGGAUUUCUCUGGGAAGAAGCCAAUAAAGAUUUCAAUGGAUUUUAAUGCAAAGGCCAAAAGUUUGGGUUUGGAAUCAAAAUUUUCGAAUACUGCGAAGACCGUAUUGGGCGAUCCAGAAACCGAAAUAACUAUUUCUGCCCGUAUAUCCAACAGAAUCAGCGAAUUGGAAAGGUUACCUGCCAAUUUGGGUACGUACUCAUUAGACGACUGUUUGGAGUUUAUCACAAAAGACGAUUUAUCCUCCAGAAUGGAUACUUUCAAGAUCAAAGCUCUUUUGGAAUUGAAGAGCUUGAAGCUUUUGACCAAGCAAAAAUCUAUCAGACAAAAAUUAAUCAAUAAUGUUGCUAGUCAGGCACAUCACAACAUUCCGUAUUUACGUGAUUCUCCCUUUACGGCAGCUGCCCAAAGAUCCGUUCAAAUUAGAAGUAAAGUGAUUGUUCCUCAAACCGUUCGCUUAGCAGAAGAAUUAGAGAGACAACAACUGCUAGAGAAAAGGAAAAAAGAACGUAAUUUGCACUCACAAAAAAUAAACAACAUUAUUGAUUUUAUUAAAGAAAGACAAUCAGAACAAUGGUCUCGUCAAGAACGUUGUUUUCAAUUCGGUAGAUUAGGUGCUUCAUUACACAAUCAAAUGGAGAAAGAUGAACAGAAAAGAAUGGAAAGAACUGCUAAGCAACGUUUGGCUGCUUUGAAAUCCAAUGACGAGGAAGCUUAUUUGAAAUUGUUAGAUCAAACUAAAGAUACCAGAAUCACACAGUUAUUAAGGCAAACAAAUUCUUUUCUGGAUUCUUUAUCACAAGCCGUCAGAGUACAACAAAAUGAAGCGAGGAUACUCAGCGGUGAAGAAGUUCAACCAAUCACUGAUGAAGAAAGAGAAAAAACUGAUUAUUAUGAAGUGGCUCAUAGAAUCAAAGAGAAAGUCGAUAAACAACCUACCAUUCUUGUUGGUGGCUCUUUAAAGGAGUAUCAAAUACGUGGUUUAGAAUGGAUGGUCUCUUUGUACAAUAAUCAUUUAAAUGGUAUUUUAGCGGAUGAAAUGGGUUUAGGUAAGACCAUUCAAUCUAUUUCUCUAAUAACGUACCUUUAUGAAGCUAAGAAAGAUACAGGACCUUUCUUGGUCAUUGUACCUCUAUCCACGAUAACCAACUGGACAUUGGAAUUUGAGAAAUGGGCACCAAGUUUAAACACCAUCAUUUAUAAAGGCACACCAAAUCAAAGACAUACUUUACAACACCAAAUUAGGAUUGGGAACUUCGAUGUUCUAUUAACAACUUAUGAGUAUAUUAUCAAAGACAAAUCCCUUUUGGCCAAACACGAUUGGGCCCAUAUGAUCAUUGACGAAGGUCAUAGAAUGAAAAAUGCCAAUUCCAAAUUGUCUCACACAAUUUCUCAUUAUUAUCGUACUAGAAAUAGAUUGAUUUUAACGGGUACCCCUUUACAAAACAAUCUGCCAGAAUUAUGGGCAUUAUUAAACUUCGUCUUGCCCAAAGUCUUCAACUCUGCCAAGACUUUUGAAGAUUGGUUUAAUACUCCUUUUGCCAAUACUGGUACUCAAGAAAAACUGGAAUUAACUGAAGAAGAAACAUUGUUGAUUAUCAGAAGACUGCAUAAGGUGUUAAGACCAUUUUUGUUACGUCGUCUGAAGAAAGAAGUGGAAAAGGAUUUGCCUGAUAAGGUAGAAAAAGUUAUUAAGUGUAAACUUUCCGGUUUGCAACAACAACUAUAUGAACAAAUGUUAAAACACAAUGCGUUAUUUGUUGGUGCGGGGACGGAAGGUGCCACUAAGUGUGGUAUCAAAGGGUUGAACAAUAAAAUCAUGCAACUAAGGAAAAUUUGUAACCAUCCGUUCGUGUUUGAUGAGGUAGAGGGCGUUGUAAACCCUUCAAGAGGUAACGGUGAUCUACUUUAUAGAGUUGCCGGUAAAUUUGAAUUGUUAGACAGAGUCCUACCGAAAUUCAAAGCCUCAGGCCACAGAGUACUGAUGUUUUUCCAAAUGACACAAGUUAUGGAUAUUAUGGAAGAUUUUCUGAGAAUGAAAGAUUUGAAGUAUAUGAGAUUAGACGGUAGUACAAAGACCGAAGAAAGAACAGAAAUGCUAAAUGCCUUCAAUGCCCCAAAUUCGGACUAUUUUUGUUUCCUUUUAUCUACAAGAGCAGGUGGCUUGGGUCUAAAUUUACAAACUGCUGAUACAGUCAUUAUUUUUGACACAGAUUGGAAUCCACAUCAAGAUUUACAAGCUCAAGAUAGAGCUCAUAGAAUUGGUCAAAAAAACGAAGUUAGAAUUCUAAGGUUAAUUACUACGGAUUCUGUGGAGGAAGUUAUUUUGGAAAGAGCCAUGCAGAAAUUGGACAUUGACGGUAAAGUUAUUCAAGCAGGUAAGUUCGAUAACAAAUCCACUGCAGAGGAACAAGAGGCAUUUUUAAGAAGAUUGAUCGAAAGUGAAACAAAUAGGGACGAUGAUGACAAGGCUGAGUUAGAUGAUGACGAAUUGAAUGUUACUUUAGCCAGGAGCGCCGAUGAGAAAAUAUUAUUUGACAAAAUUGAUAAAGAAAGAAUGAAUCAAGAAAGGGUGAACGCCAAAGCUCAUGGACUCAGAGUCCCACCUCCAAGAUUAAUUCAGUUGGACGAACUACCUAAGGUGUUUAGAGAAAAUAUCGAAGAACAUUUCAAAAAGGAGGAUUCCGAACCGCUGGGGAGAAUUAGACAGAAGAAGAGGGUUUAUUACGAUGACGGUUUGACUGAAGAACAAUUUUUAGAGGCAGUGGAAGACGACAAUAUGUCGCUGGAGGACGCCAUCAAGAAAAGGCGCGAAGCUCGUGAAAAGAGGAAGUUACGUCAAAAUAACACAAAAGAAAACGAAAUAGAAACUCUUGAAAAUACACCUGAAGCACCCGAGUCUCAACUCACAGAUAUCAAUAGCUCGAUUACGGCUGUGGAUGUGGACACUGCUAUUGAUAAGGAACCGGUAGUUUCCACGUCCAAACGUCGCACAACUAGAAGGAAAAGAACCAUCGCAGUUAUUUCAGGGGAAGGUAAAGAAAACUUAGAAGAAGACUAUCGUCCCCAAGAAAAUGAGAGUCCAAAGGCAGAAGAAGAACUAAAGAAUAACUCCGUUGAGAUUAUAGGUGGAUCAGAAUCUAGGAGAAAGAAACCUAAGUUGACAGUCAAGAUUAAGUUAAAGAAGACGCCUGCGAUGGACAAUAAUGAUACCAGCCAACCAGAGGAGAAACCAGAGGGGAAAUCAGAGGAAAAAUCACCUGUAAAGAAAGCUCCAGCCAAAAAAAUGAAAGCUAAACCCAAGCCUCUUGGACUGUUCCCUUUGGUGGAAAAACUAGUAGAAAUGAUGCGUGAACAGUUGGACGAAGUAGAUUCCCACCCAAGAAUUUCCAUUUUCGAAAAACUUCCAUCAAGACGCGACUAUCCAGAUUACUUCAAGGUCAUCGAAAAACCCUUGGCCAUCGACAUUAUAUUGAAGAACUGCAAAAACGGCACGUAUAAGACUUUGGACGAUGUAAAACAAGCCUUAAAAACGAUGUUUGACAACGCAAGAUUUUACAACGAAGAGGGAUCCUGGGUUUACAUUGACGCCGACAAGCUGAAUGAGUUUACCGAUGAAUGGUUCAAAGAAAACUCGCCCUAG
This is a messenger RNA of Saccharomyces eubayanus, 4092 nucleotides long. RefSeq names its product RSC chromatin remodeling complex ATPase subunit STH1 (gene STH1). Gene Ontology annotation, cellular component: nucleus. The transcript has a single exon. The record is from RefSeq and is a predicted model, not a curated record. Gene Ontology annotation, biological process: positive regulation of transcription by RNA polymerase II. Bases 1 to 4092 code for a protein of 1363 amino acids. Lineage: Eukaryota; Fungi; Ascomycota; Saccharomycetes; Saccharomycetales; Saccharomycetaceae. Gene Ontology annotation, molecular function: ATP-dependent chromatin remodeler activity; ATP binding; histone binding.